This is a messenger RNA of Caenorhabditis sp. 36 PRJEB53466, 874 nucleotides long. Lineage: Eukaryota; Metazoa; Nematoda; Chromadorea; Rhabditida; Rhabditidae. The record is from the annotation of a GenBank genome assembly.
AUGAUCACGUGUGUAACUUUUAUACCACAUGAUAUCAUUUUCUGCCAACUAAACCGAACGAAUCGUUUCCUUCUCAAAUGUGUAGUUCCUUCGACGCAGUUUACUUGCAGAUUCAUGUCGUCGUUUACGUUUCGAACAGCUGAAACAGCAGAUGCGGAACGAAUUCUCGCAUUUCUGUGUGAACAUUUUGUACACGAAGAGCCGUGCAUUCGGGUAAUAAUGUAUGCAUUUCCACGUAACAAGAAUUCCGUUCAGGCUAUGAAAUCGAACGUCGAUGAAUGGCGGCCGCUUCUGAAGGAAAUGGUGGCGAACAGUCUGCGCAUUCCUUUCUCGACAAUCGUGACGACGGAGGAAGGCCACGUGGCAGCUGUUCUUCUGAAUUCAUUGUGGCGAAGAGACGAUGAGUCGACUGGGGAGGAUCAUGAAAAUGGGAGUUUCCCGGAACACAUUCAGAAGUUUAGUGAGUUCAGAACCGGUUCUAGACCGAGAAACAUGUUUGAAUUCAGUCGACGUCCUUCAAAAAUGCCAUGGGGACUUCUGGCCGCUGGCUCCAGCAGACGUAAACACCGUCUUGUACAGAGAGAUCUCGAACGUGGGAAAGCCAUGGCAAAGAAAGGGAAUCGCGUCGAGAAUGGUGACGGAAGCAUUGACAAAAGCCAAGAUUGAUGAGUACGGAGUGGGCGGGAUCCUCUCCGCCACGUCAUCAUUCGCCAAUCAGACUCUUCUGGCCAAACAGGGAUUCCAGUGUCUGAAAGAGUUUCCGUACGCGGACAUUGUCAGUUGCAACGGGGAACAGCUCGUGCAGACUGACGACGGAUCGAAGGGAAUGCGGAUCAACUUCAAGAGAAUCGAGGACUUUGACAUCAACGCUUAG